UAGUUUUACUUGUAUGGAUUUAGGAGGGUGAAGCAAUAAUUUGACUUAUGUGCAUAAAUGUAUUUCGGACUCAGAGACUGAAGGCAGUGAGGGCACUCCCAGCGAUGCAUCUGGAAACUGCCUGCAGCAUGUAAGCUGGGAUACUGGUAGCGAUCGCAGCACUACACUGCCUGUUCUGAAAACAUACGUUUUACCGGGUCUGCAUAUGUAUUUUUUAGACCGGAAGAUAGAUCUCUUCACUGUUACCCCAUAGUGGCCAGAAACAAAAAUCUCUUUAUUUUUAAACCGAGAUGAAUAGCAAUUUGUUUCUCUUUUCUCCAGUAGAAAUGACAUGAAAGUAUCAACUCCAACCUCUAACAUUAGUGGGAAAAAACUACUCAGCGUUUUACCACCAAAGUGAUGCAUAGUAUUCCUUGGUAGUUCUAAAUUUAUAAUAUGCAUCAAAGAAGAGUCUGUGAUACAUAAUGUCUGCAGGAAUUAAGCCAGGGUCAAUUAGCUGUCUCUUGCUCCAUGACCCCUCACUGCAGAAAAUUAGAAAAGCUGUUUUCAGCCCCAUAAACUAUUAAUCUGUUAACGAAUUUAGUUCCGCAAAAGGCCCUAAUGAAGUAUGUAUUCAUGGCAGUCAGUUCAUAGACUUGAUUUAAGAGAGAUGUCAUUGUCUCUAGUUUUUAGUUUGUUGACUUGUGAGGAAAAUGUGUUAGAGAGCUACAAGGCUUCAGAGAAAUACCAGUGGGGGACUACCCACCAACAUUUUUAUAAAGAAAAUCUCAUUAAAAUGGAUAAUCAAGAUGGUCUUGAAGUAGAAAACAAACUUGCAGAAUGCCUGUGUGCAGUUAGUUGACUCGAGGUGUAAAGUAGGCAAACAUUUUUUCCUGUUUGCUUUGCCCAAUAAUGGCCCCCAAAGACGUUCACUUCCUAAUCUUCAGAACCUAUGGAUAUGUUAUCUUAUGUGGCAAAAGGGACUUUGCAGAUAUGAUUAGGUUGAGGAUCUGCAGAUGGGAGGAUCACACUGAAUUAUCCAGGUGGGUGCCAUGGAAUUACAAGAGUCCUCAUAAAAAGGAGUUAGGAGUAUCAGUCUGAGAAUAUGUAACAAUCAAAUCAGAAGUGAGAAAAAAAGAGAAAGAGAUGUGAAGAUGCUCUGCUGCUGGCUUUGAAGAUGGCAGAAGGAACCAGGAUCCAAGGAAUGAAGGCAGCGUCCAGAAGCUGGAAAGGAUCUUUCGAAGAUGGUUUGGCUGCCUUGGAGACUUGGAGAUCUGAUGCCACGAUGAGGACUCACACACGGGGGGCUCCCAGUGUGUUUUUCAUAUAUUUGUUUUGCUUUGUGUCAGCCUACGUCACCGACGAGAACCCAGAAGUCAUGAUUCCCUUCACCAAUGCCCACUACGACAGCCACCCGAUGCUGUUCUUCUCCAGGGACGAGGUGGCGGAGCUCCAGCUCAGGGCUGCGGGCUCCCAUGAGCACAUUGCCGCCCGGCUUACCGAGGCCGUGCACACCAUGCUGUCCAGCCCCUUGGAGUACCUCCCUCCCUGGGACCCCAAGGACUACAGCGCCCGCUGGAAUGAAAUUUACGGCAACAACUUGGGCGCCUUGGCAAUGUUCUGUGUGCUGUAUCCUGAAAACAUUGAAGCUCGAGACAUGGCCAAAGACUACAUGGAGAGGAUGGCAGCUCAGCCUAGUUGGCUGGUGAAAGACGCUCCUUGGGAUGAAGUCCCGCUUGCGCACUCCCUGGUUGGUUUUGCCACUGCCUAUGACUUCUUGUACAACUACUUGAGUAAGACACAGCAGGAGAAGUUUCUUGAAGUGAUUGCCAAUGUCUCGGGAUAUAUGUAUGAAACUUCAUACCGAAGAGGAUGGGGAUUUCAGUACCUCCACAAUCACCAACCCACCAACUGCAUGGCCUUGCUCACGGGAAGCCUAAUUCUGAUGAAUCAAGGGUAUCUCCAAGAAGCAUACUUAUGGACCAAACAAGUUCUGACCAUCAUGGAGAAGUCUCUGGUCCUGCUCCGAGAGGUGACGGAUGGCUCCCUCUAUGAAGGAGUUGCCUAUGGCAGCUACACCACUCGAUCCCUCUUCCAGUAUAUGUUUCUCGUUCAGAGGCACUUUGAUAUCAACCACUUUGGCCACCCAUGGCUGAAACAACACUUUGCGUUUAUGUAUAGAACCAUCCUACCAGGGUUUCAAAGAACUGUGGCUAUUGCAGACUCCAAUUACAACUGGUUUUAUGGUCCAGAAAGCCAAUUAGUGUUCCUGGAUAAAUUUGUCAUGCGUAAUGGCAGUGGUAACUGGCUGGCUGACCAAAUCAGGAGGAACCGUGUGGUGGAAGGUCCAGGAACACCAUCCAAAGGCCAGCGUUGGUGCACUCUUCACACGGAAUUUCUCUGGUAUGAUGCCAGCUUGAAAUCUGUUCCUCCUCCGGAUUUUGGCACCCCUACGUUGCAUUAUUUUGAAGACUGGGGUGUUGUGACUUACGGAAGUGCCCUGCCUGCAGAAAUCAAUAGAUCGUUUCUUUCCUUCAAGUCAGGAAAACUGGGGGGCCGUGCAAUAUAUGACAUUGUCCACAGAAACAAAUACAAAGAUUGGAUCAAAGGAUGGAGAAAUUUUAAUGCCGGGCACGAGCAUCCUGAUCAAAACUCAUUUACUUUUGCUCCCAAUGGUGUGCCUUUCAUCACUGAGGCUCUCUAUGGGCCAAAGUACACCUUCUUCAACAAUGUUUUGAUGUUCUCCCCAGCUGUGUCAAAGAGCUGCUUUUCUCCCUGGGAGGGUCAGGUCACGGAAGACUGCUCAUCGAAAUGGUCUAAAUACAAGCAUGACCUGGCCGCCAGCUGCCAGGGGAGAGUGGUUGCAGCAGUGGAGAAAAAUGGAGUGGUUUUCAUCCGAGGGGAAGGUGUGGGAGCUUAUAACCCCCAGCUUAAUCUGAGGAGCGUGCAGAGGAAUCUGAUCCUCCUGCAUCCACAGCUCCUUCUCCUAGUGGACCAAAUACACCUGGGAGAGGACAGCCCCCUGGAGACCGCCGCAAGCUUCUUCCACAAUGUGGAUGUUCCCUUUGAGGAAACAGUGGUAGAUGGGGUCCACGGGGCUUUUAUCAGGCAACGGGAUGGUCUGUACAAAAUGUACUGGAUGGAUGAUACCGGCUACAGUGAGAAAGCAACCUUUGCUUCAGUGACAUACCCUCGGGGCUAUCCCUACAACGGGACAAACUACGUGAAUGUCACCAUGCACCUCCGGAGUCCCAUCACCAGGACCGCUUACCUCUUUAUAGGGCCGUCUGUAGAUGUUCAGAGUUUCAGCAUCCACGGGGACUCCCAGCAACUGGAUGUGUUCGUAGCCACCAGCCAGCAUGCCUACGCCACUUACCUUUGGACAGGAGAGACCACGGGACAGUCUGCCUUUGCACAGGUCAUUGCAGAUCGUCAGAAAAUUCUGUUCGACCGGAGUUCAGCCAUCAAGAGCACCACUGUGCCCGAGGUGAAGGACUACGCUGCUAUUGUGGAACAGAACCUGCAGCAUUUUAAGCCAGUGUUCCAGCUGCUGGAGAAGCAGAUCCUGUCCCGAGUCCGGAACACAGCUAGCUUUAGGAAGACCGCUGAGCGCCUGCUGAGAUUUUCAGACAAGAGGCAGACGGAGGAGGCCAUUGAUAGGAUUUUUGCCAUAUCGCAGCAGCAGCAGCAGCAGAGCAAGUCAAAGAAAAACCGAAGGGCAGGCAAACGCUAUAAAUUUGUGGACGCGGUCCCUGAUAUUUUUGCACAGAUUGAGGUCAAUGAAAAAAAGAUUCGACAGAAAGCUCAGAUUCUAGCACAGAAAGAACUGCCCAUAGAUGAAGAUGAAGAGAUGAAAGACCUUUUAGAUUUUGCAGAUGUAACGUAUGAGAAACACAAAAACGGGGGCUUGAUGAAAGGCCGGUUUGGACAGACGCGGAUGAUGACAACUCGCAGCAGAGCCCCUUCCGCUUCGUACACCAAACUAUUCCUGAUCCUGAACAUCGCUAUUUUCUUUGUCAUGUUGGCAAUGCAGCUGACUUAUUUCCAGAGGGCCCAGAGCCUGCAUGGCCAAAGAUGCCUUUACGCAGUCCUUCUCAUAGACAGCUGUAUUUUACUGUGGUUGUACUCGUCCUGUUCCCAGUCACAGUGUUAGCGCUAAAGCCAUGCGUUGCCGGAUCGUUGUGUGGUCACAAGAGUCUAUGCAAAAAAAAAAAAAAAAAAAAAAAAAAAAAUUGCCCUAGUUUGUUACAGGACUUUUUAUCUCAGAUUCAUUUUAACAAAUUAAGGGGAAGAUUUUUUCAUACAAGAAAGCAGGGAUAUGGAGAAAUCGGAAUUGGAAAGGCAAAGGUUUAUCAGAGGAAGAAGAGUAGCUUGGUUGUCCCAUGGUGUUUCUGGAAGUAACUGGCUUGGCUAAGUUAGCAAUGCAUAUAAUACUACCCUUAGAAGAAACAACAAGUCUGAUUUUAAGUGAUAUUUUUUCUUGAGAGAAAAAGAUUUAGAUAGAUUUGGGUUUUAUUAAUAUUAAUUUAAUGAUGUUUAGCAGUUUCCAGAUACUAUUUUAUGGCAAAGACUGAAGCCCACAAUAAUGAGAAAUUCAGAAAAAUUUUAAUGGUGGAAUCAUGUUGAAAAAUAAGUAUUGCUAAGUCCUGGGAUGGCAGUGUUCACUUCCUUGGAGGGUAGUUCAUCAGGGAAGUGACAGCAGGAUCUGCAUAUUGGAUUACUAUUCGGACAACAUAAUAAAAUGAUGACAGAUGAUCAUUAAAAAAUUGAAAUAUAUUUUUCUGUAGAAAACACAUCAGUGAAUGAAUAUUUCCUUGAUGUUGGUCUCUGCACACACAUAAUGCAUCCAUUUGUUGUUCAAUAAAUAAGACAGUUACAGGCAAUUUAAUUUUCUAUUUUCCUUAUAUGGAAAACUGUUAUAGACCCAGUGACUCAACUUCAGAAUAAAAUAUUUUAUACCCCGAACAUUGAUUUCAAUACCAAAGAAGAUGGGGGAAGCUAAAAUUUGGAUAUGAUUCUUAUGUUUUUUUAAUAGAAAACUUUAAGUUUAUUUUGCUAAAUAAACAUCAUAAUUAUGAUUUA
Leopardus geoffroyi (Geoffroy's cat) is the source of this 5061-nucleotide messenger RNA. RefSeq names its product dermatan sulfate epimerase (gene DSE). Gene Ontology annotation, molecular function: chondroitin-glucuronate 5-epimerase activity. NCBI's taxonomy places the organism in Eukaryota, Metazoa, Chordata, Mammalia, Carnivora, Felidae. The record is from RefSeq and is a predicted model, not a curated record. The transcript has 6 exons. Bases 1157 to 4132 code for a protein of 991 amino acids.